AUGGUGGGGGAUGCAGAAAGCUACGUGGAGUUCAGGGACCUUCCUCCAUUCCCACCUGGCUCCUCCUCUUUGGUGGUGCUGGACGGAGCAGGGACCUGGGGGAGCCCCAAGGCUCAGGAAGAUGGGAGGGCCAAGAAUGGGACAGGCCACCAUGGAAUGCUGCCGGAGGGCACCGACCUGCCGGUUAAAGAGAGGACAGGAUGGGUGGUGCCUCUGGCUGACACUCUGUGCACAACCCUCACAGUGCUGGUGACACUGGAAGAUGGCAGCCCCCAUACUGGGGAGAUCUUCAGGCAGACCUACAGGAAGUUUGACAGAAAUUCGCAGAACGAUGACGCAUUGCUCAAGAACUACAGGCUGCUCUUCUGCUUCCGGAAGGACAUGGACAAGCUCACUGAUCAUCCCAGUGAUGAUUNCGCCAGGACCUCCCUUUGCUUCCUAGAGUCUGUCCCAACACCCACUAACAACGAGGAAACUCUGCAGAAAUCUAACCUAGAGCUGCUCCGAAAGUCCCAGCAGCUCAUCCUGUCCUGGCUCCAUCCCGUGCAGUUCCUCAGCAGUGCCUUUGGCAACAACCCACUGCAUAGUUUCUUAAACAGCUUCAUCUAUGACUACCUGAAGGACCUAGAGGAAGUCAUCAAAACUCUGAUGGGGAGGCAGCAAGAUGGCAGCCCCCAGACUGGGGAGAUCUCCAGGCAGACCUACAGCAACCUGGACAUCGACUUGUACAAAGAUGACGCACUGUUCAAGUACUACAGGCUGCUCUACUGCUUCCGGAGAGAUAUGCACAAGUUCGCAACAUUCCUGCGCAUUGUGAAGUGCCGCUCUGUGGAGGGCAGCUGUGGCCUCUAG
This is a messenger RNA of Cebus imitator (Panamanian white-faced capuchin), 852 nucleotides long. Its product is annotated as somatotropin-like. Gene Ontology annotation, cellular component: extracellular region. The transcript is spliced from 8 exons. The record is from RefSeq and is a predicted model, not a curated record. Gene Ontology annotation, biological process: animal organ development; positive regulation of growth; positive regulation of tyrosine phosphorylation of STAT protein. Bases 1 to 852 code for a protein of 283 amino acids. Gene Ontology annotation, molecular function: hormone activity. Lineage: Eukaryota; Metazoa; Chordata; Mammalia; Primates; Cebidae.